ACGAUGUAAUGUAUAAACAUAUAAAAUUGAAGCACAAAGUACAAGUAGACGUAUAAACUAAAAGAAGACACAGAAUAACAAAAUUAUUGAGUAUAUAUUUUUUAGGAUUCUUAAUUUAAAGACUGGCUAAUACAUUGCAACUGAAAUUCAUCUAAUCAAAGAAAAUCAGGAAAUUAUUAGGUUACAUUUUACAUCUUUAUUCUAAAUUAAAAACAUAUUGAAAAUGUGGAAGGGGGAAGACUACACAGAACAAUUCUCAAUGGAGGCAUAUAUGAGAGACUUCUAUAGCGUUGAAAAUAUUCUUCACACAGAGUCCCCAAAAGGAAAGAUGAGGAGAUUCGCCAUGAAGACAUUCCAUGAAAUCUUUGAAAAAAUUUCAGAUAGUGGUAACUAUGGUGACCGGCUCUUCAGUUUCGGGACAGGACCAGGUGUACUUGAAAUUAUAAGUGCAAGUCGUUACUUCCCCAACAUCUCAUGCAGUGAAUUCAUAGCUGACGGACGCAAAGAGAUUGUAAAGUGGCUAGAGAAAGAUCCAAAUGCAUUUGACUGGUCACCAUUUAUCAAACACAUAUCCAAAAUGGAAGGAAAUGAGAGUAAAUGGGAGGAGCGAGAAAAACAGCUCCGUGAUGCAAUAACUGCUGUUAUACCUUGCAACUGCCUGGACCCCACAAACAUGACAGAACCAAAUUACUUAAAGCCGUUUGACACACUUCUCACAUCAGGAGUCCUUGACUGCUCAUGUCCAGAUAUAGCCACCUAUAGGGCACAACUGAAACUACUAAUUAGGAAGUAUUUAAAACCUGGAGGACAUUUUAUUCAGCUCGGUCCACUAGAAGCUGACUCAUGGAUCGUAAAUGGCAAGACAUUCCAUGCUUUAUACAUGACCAAAGAGGAUGUGUAUUCUGCAUGGGAGAAUGCAGGUUUAAAAGUUGAGCAAUUUUAUUUUCUUAAGUAUGGUGAGGAGGACAAAUUUAGCGAUGCUAACUAUAAAGCAACCUUUAUUGGCAAGGGCAUCAAACUGUGAAAGGACAAGUCUCUGUUUGGAGAACAAUCUCCUGGGCUUAUAAUUUUUUAUGAAAAAUACAGAAAUAUCACUCAAAUUAAAUUAUGAAUAUUCAAAAGAGGACAUUUAAAACGAGAAGUCUAGACGAUCUUCAUGCAUAUU
This is a messenger RNA of Owenia fusiformis, 1165 nucleotides long. Lineage: Eukaryota; Metazoa; Annelida; Polychaeta; Sabellida; Oweniidae. The record is from the annotation of a GenBank genome assembly.